Colias croceus (clouded yellow) is the source of this 1708-nucleotide messenger RNA. RefSeq lists its product as uncharacterized. Gene Ontology annotation, cellular component: SCF ubiquitin ligase complex. The record is from RefSeq and is a predicted model, not a curated record. The coding region runs from base 395 to 1669 and encodes 424 amino acids. NCBI's taxonomy places the organism in Eukaryota, Metazoa, Arthropoda, Insecta, Lepidoptera, Pieridae. The transcript is spliced from 8 exons. Gene Ontology annotation, biological process: SCF-dependent proteasomal ubiquitin-dependent protein catabolic process. Gene Ontology annotation, molecular function: protein binding.
CAGGUCACAGGUGUUUAGGUGUCAUCUGUAAAUUAUUGUAAAUUGUAAUUUGUAAUAGUAAUGUUUUGGAGAUGGAGAAUUUAAAAUUAAUUUAUUUGAAUAAAGACAAAUAAUAAAAUAAUCUGUGAAUGUCUGAAAAAUAGAAAUUGUUCACGAAAAGACGUCAUGUUAAGGGGCCAUUGCUAUUACAAAUGUUUACAUUUCAUUUUAUGUGCAUAAUAAUCAUUAGUUACAUUAAUACUAAUAUUCAAUAAGUACCUACAGCAGUACAUAUAUCUCGAUGACCUACAUCUACUUUUUAACCAUCAUAGAAAAAUCCAUUUGAAUUUUGUAUAAGUCAAGAAUACAAUAUCUUUUACUCCAAUUAGAAUAUUGAUUAAAGAAAUAAAGAAGUAUGAGCGAAAUUAACCUCAUAGAGUUACCUCCAGAAAUUUUAGUCAACAUAUUUAGAAGACUUAAAAUAACUGAUCUUCGGAAUUUAAUGUUAUCAUGUAAAUAUUUACGGGAGUAUAUAGAAAAUGAAGGCAGUUUAUGGAAAUUCGUAUGUCGAGGAAGACUUAUCAUGUCAACAAAUGAAAAAAGAUUUCCUAUAACUUGGUAUAAUAGAAGUCGGAUAUCAUAUAACUGGUGUAAAGGAAUUUUUAAAUCAAAGUUAAUAGUGCAACAUUCAAUAAAUUAUAUACCUUGGAUGCAACUAUUUUCCGAUGUGUUAAUUUUGUCCAUUGGGUCUGAACUUAAAUGCUUUGCCAUUGAUAAAACUGGUUUUAACCGUGGGCUAUUAUGGAGUAUUCAUGUUCCUAUUAUGCAGAGAUAUGAUGUGCGUACUAAUGAUGUGUCGAGAUUCAUUUUAAGAGAAAAUUUAAUUGUUUGUGGCAAUAGGGAUGGUAGCACAGUUGUUUAUCAAUUUAAUGAUAUUCGAAAAAAGCCUAGGUUGUUGCAUUAUAUUGAGAAUUGUCAUGAAAAUGGCCAAGUUGAGGUAACAGCAGUAGAACUAUUCAAUAACUCUGUAAUAACAUGUUCAAAUAUAAGUCAAAAUGUAUGUUUAUGGUCAAUGGAUGAAGACAUUUCUAAUGAAAGAUUUGUUAACAAUACAAAUAGUAUCAGCAUGAGCAAGUUCAUUAUUCCAGAAUGUGUCGGCAGUAGAUCCCUUGCUGUUGAUCCAACAAAAUCUAAAUUGGCUAUUGGUCCCAAUGGAAACAGUAAGCCUAUUUUGCUAGAUAUCAAUACAGGGAACUAUCUACUGACGUCGAAAGAAACAAAGGAUUUAAGGCAUGUCAUCAGGGAUAUACAAUGGCACAAUGAAAAUGGACUUAUCUAUGUGUCUCAUUCAGGGAAGCUGCAAUAUAUUGAUAUCAGGACAAAUAAUGUGGUUUACGACGCCCGAGACCCUUUCCAAUCAUCACUAUAUUGUGUUAAAUCAGAUGGAGAUAGAGCCCUUAUUGUUGGAUCAUCGGAGUAUUCACGAUGCGUAUUAUUUGAUUUACAUUCUUCACAUCAUGUACAGAUGUACUUUACACAAAAGAAGUCGUCCCCUAUUUAUAGCUUAGAUUUUGAUGCAAGAAAAUUGGUAGCAGCUGCAGAUCGAUGCGUCGCUGUUGCGAAUUUCAACGUCAACGCAAGCACUACAAAAAAGAAAGAUUAUUCUCAUAUAUUCGAAUUUGUUACAUAACUUAGGAAAUACAUCUGAACAAUAAAUAUUAUUUAUUAA